Molecule: messenger RNA, 2342 nt
Organism: Elaeis guineensis (African oil palm)
Lineage: Eukaryota; Viridiplantae; Streptophyta; Magnoliopsida; Arecales; Arecaceae
Product: F-box protein At5g39450
Molecular function (GO): protein binding
Source: RefSeq, a predicted model, not a curated record
UUCUCUUGGUAAGAGAUGUUAGAGAGCGAUGUCUGGAGAGACGAUGGCGGCUGAUGAGGCGAACGCGGAGUGCGGCUCCAGCCUCUUGCUGGGCCUGCCGGAGGAUGUGCUGGAGCUGAUCUCCGGCCACCUACAGCCCCGCGACCUGUGCAGCCUCGCCCUCUGCUGCCGCGGCCUCCGCGCCGCCGUCGCCGCCUCCGAGAAGGCCUGGCUCGCCCAGUGCCGCCGCCUUGGCCCGCCGCCCGACCUCCUCCCCCGGUGGCGCUCCGGCGUCCAGUCCUACAGCGCCCUCUGCCACUUCCUCUCCGCCGUCUCCCCCCUCCUCGGCAUCUGGGUCCACCAGAACCCUGAGCUCGGCAACGUCGUCUGCGUCCUCUGGGGCUUCCUCUCCGUCGCCGCCUGCCGCGUUAUCCCCCAAGAGCUCGGCCCUCUCGGCCUCGACGGUGGCCCCCUCCUCUGGGCCCCUGUUUUCGAGAUCCUCGCCGACUUCGACGGCGCCCCCUCACUCCUAUUCCUCCACGGCCGCGACCUCGCCGACGACUCUCUCUUCCCCGGCGUUGUCCGCUCCCUUGAUGCCGCCGCCAACGUCCUCCUCCUCGAGGUAGACGCCCGCCCAUCCGCUAACCCCUCUCCACCUUCCAAAUCCCAUCUUUUGCCCCACUCUCGAAGCUUCUCCGCCGCUUCCGAGCCCAAAGAUCCUAUCUUAACGAAGACCUUAUGCCGAUCGGACACCACCGUCGCCUUGCGUCCCUCGCCACCUCCGGCACCGCCACCGCUGCCGGCUCCCUUCAGCCGUUUGGCCUUCGGCGACCGGCGGAGGCUUCUCGACCUCGUCGCCGGAAAGGUCCGCCUCAAGGUCCCCCAAGAUCUGGCCGCCGCUCCGCUCUUCCCGUGCUCUUCCACUCACGACGAUAUAGCAAUUUUGGCUGAUCGGAGGUUGUCGCUCAUCCAGAUGCACAAGCUCAAUGGUGGCCGCAUGGAUCGGAAGGUGGCCGAGUCGUCGCUGGGCUUAAGUGAGCGCAGUAGAAUUCGCAGGAAUGAUGAGAUUCCUUGCUCUCGGAGCACCACCACUGGUAGGAGGAGGAACCUUUUCUCGGUUGCUAAGGAUGGCCUGAAGCAAGUCAUGCGGAGGUCAUCAAGUUCUCUUAAUUCUGCCGGGCUGAUAUCAAGAAACCGGGGUUCUUCGGGCUCCAGCGAGAGCAAACAUGUGCCCGUAGAUGAGUUUUUGAGGACCGGCGACAUGAUCGGGCUGAACUUGAGAGCCGCACACAUGAGGCUGAGUACUUACAGGGCAUGGCCAAACAUGCACGACAACCGGUUUGCUCUGUAUAAGCUCCCGUUGCUGGCGCCGGAGGCCGGCAGAGAGUAUGCCGGUCUAUGGGGUGGCACAUUUGGCUGGCCUCCUGGUCGGCCUUCCGAAGACAAGCCGGGGAAGGCCCUGUUCUUCUUGUUGCUUUCGUAUGAGGAGGCUGAGGGGCAGCUUCGUCUCAUUGCCACCAAAAUAUUGGAAGGAACCCACUAUGUUCUCCACCCCAAUGGCUCUGCAAUGUUCACUGUGAAGGUCGAUGAGCCGGCAACGGAGCCAUUCCCUUGGGAGACUUAUGGUGACUCUAUCCAUGUGGAAGUGCAGCAUACUUGCUCUGGCGAGGGCAUUGCGAGUGGUUAUGGGUUCCGGUACCCUGGAUCCAAGCCUGGUUCCCUCUAUGUGAUCCAAAAUGGGCUUCUUGCAUUUGUCUGGAGGGAGUCCAAGGCUGUCUUGACUUUGCAGAGGCUCGACUUGGAAGAGCUGCUGAAGAAAGGAGAGCGAGUACCCUCUCUACCUCCAAUUGACAAUUUUGCCUACUUAACGAAAUCAUAUUCAAAUGUUUUUGCAGGCCUCCCUAGCAACUCGAGUUGUUCAACCUCACCACGGCAAUAUCAUUGACAGUGGAUUCUAGAGUUCUGACAUAUGAAGGCGCAAGAUAAGAAUUUAGCUUUGUUCCGUCUCUGAGGUCAAACAAGUCAUUAAAAUUUUCAAGCAGUUUAUAGGUUCAAAGGUACCAAGCAAUUUCUACAUCUCACCAUUGUGUCUUAUUCCACAGAUUUGAUAAUUAGUCAAUCAAAUGAACAAGUGCUUGGAAGUUUGUUGAGUUUCAGGACAUAUUCUUUUGAAGCCAUCAUCUCCGUUAAGUGGAUCUAUGCAUUAAGCUAAUGUCAUCAAAGAAGAUAUUUAUAUUGGCUGUCAUAAAGUUGUGAGAUGUAUAAAAAUGAAUCAGAAUAUUCCCUUUGGGGCUGAAAUUAUGCACAUUGUUGUAAUAAAACCUCCACCAUCUUAAUUACAGCAUAUUGGUUCUUUGAUGAUA